UAGUAAUAUAUGUAAUAAAUGUAAAUAAAUGAACAAUGUCAGCGGUGGAAGACAUUAAUAAUACAAAUUUUCAAAAUUUAGAAUUAAAAUUACGCGAAAAAUUUGCUCAGCUGCAAUUUAAAGAGGAAGAGCUCAAUAAAUGUCAAGCACAAUUGACAGAAAACGAAAAUAUAAUUUGUAAACUACAAAUAAAUUUAGAAAAUGAGCGAAGAAAUUCCGAGCAGCUACGAGUUGAAUUAAAAUCAACAAUGGAAAUAAUAACACAGUUGGAAAAUGAAAAAAUAAGAGGGCAAACGGAAUUGAUGCAUUUGCAAAUGAACUGGGAGAACGCACAAAUUGGACGUGAAAAUUUAAUAGAUCAGGCUAAAAUAAAUAAAAUAGAGAACGUACGCUUGCAGCGUGCAAAUAAAAUUCUGGAAGCUGAACUUGCUGAACAAAAAAUGGUCAACAAAUUGAUCGAAAAAUCAUUAACUGAUUUGAGCCAACAGAUUAAUAAUUUGUGUCCCACAAUUUUUAGUAAUGUCGAGAGUUUAAAAAAAGAACAAGAGUGUCUUCGUAAAUCUUUCAAAGCAAUAACGCAAUUAAAUUACCGUAUUGAUAAUAUGGGACAUAAAAUUCUUGACAAAAGUAAACAUGAUAACAAAGAAUUAGCCGAAUUGCGUGAAAAAUUAUCACAAUUACAAAUAAUGUUGGCUUCUUAUUUACCACGUGCUUCAAACCCGCCAAAUAUAAAAGCAUGUCAUGGAUUAAGAGAAUUAACAGAAAAGCUCGAGGAUAACAAAAAGAUGGACAAGAAGCUCGAUGAGUUGUGCAAAAAAUUAGAACAUAUGGAGUCGACAAUUUCCGAUGAGUAAAAAAAAUGAUAAUUACUUGUAAGAUUAAUAAAUAUUAUUAAUUGAUGACAGGUUAAUGAUUAAUUAAAACACAUGUUAAUAGGAUUAAUAUAAAAUGUAUUAUAAUUAUAAUAAUCGUCGUCGUCGAUUUAUCUUUAAUUUGUUUUAAUAAAAUUGCUUAGUUGAGUCUAGAUGAAAUAAAACAGUAAUUAAUGCAAAAACAAUUAUUAAAGCGCGCAGAGACUUUAUCAAUGAACAAAUAAAAGAGAUCUUCAAUAAGUGAUUGUACAUCGGCCUUAGUAUUAUUCGUUGAAUUGCGCAUUUGCUUAGUUUUUUAAUUUUUUUUUUAACGUCUAGGAAGUUCUGACAGUAAUAAUAAUUAAUAAUUAUUAUUAUAAUAAUAAUAUCAACGCAAGAAAUAAAGAUAUUUGUUCUAUAUCAUCACAUCACAUUACAAUUGUGAUUUGUUUAAAUUAAUCAACAGUCAUUAAGCUGAAACAUCACAAUAUGUUACGGGUUAAUUUUGUGUAAAAGCUAUGAUUAAUAAUAUUUUAUAAUUAUAUUAGUUAUAUAAAAAUGAAUUGUAAUUAAUUUUAAUGAUAAUUAAUUAUAAAAUAAUUUUCGGUGUUAAUAAUUUAUCUCUCUUUGAGAUUUAUUUAUAGAUUUUUUACAAAAAAAUCUUACUUACAAGUGAUGUUUCGUCAUAAUCAAAUAAAUUUUAUCAUUUUUUUUCUUUUUUUUUACUUUUUUUUCUUUAUAUAAUUAAAAGGAAGAAUAAUUAUUUCUUACGGUAUUACAGAUGCUUUGUUUAAUUGUUUUUUUUUUUUUUUUUUUUAUAAAUUUGACAGUUAUAUCAUUGUACUAUCGAAAUGAGCGAAAGUUUUAUUGUAAAAUGUUUGUAGUUUUAUUUUAUUCACUUUUUUUCUUUUUUUUUUUUCUUUCAAAGU
Microplitis mediator is the source of this 1780-nucleotide messenger RNA. RefSeq names its product leucine zipper protein 1-like. Bases 36 to 854 code for a protein of 272 amino acids. The transcript has 4 exons. The record is from RefSeq and is a predicted model, not a curated record. Lineage: Eukaryota; Metazoa; Arthropoda; Insecta; Hymenoptera; Braconidae.